Messenger RNA from Nelumbo nucifera (sacred lotus), 1899 nucleotides. RefSeq names its product Calcineurin-like metallo-phosphoesterase superfamily protein (gene SLP2). The record is from RefSeq and is a predicted model, not a curated record. Gene Ontology annotation, molecular function: hydrolase activity. NCBI's taxonomy places the organism in Eukaryota, Viridiplantae, Streptophyta, Magnoliopsida, Proteales, Nelumbonaceae.
UCCCGGGACGGCUGGAACGAAUCCUCUCCCUUCCCUUUCAGAGAGAGAGAGAGAUGGAAGAAGACUCAACAUGCAGAGACCUCCCUCUCCUCGUCUCCUCCUUCAUUGACACGUUUGUCGACUUCUCUGUCAGUGGCCUCUUCUUACCCCAACCUCAAAACCCUAACCCUAUUUCUCCCCAUGAAAGCCCUGAUGGAACUUCUACUUCCCUUCAUCCGCUUCAGACCAGAUACCCCUCUCCUGAUCGCCUCGUCGCCAUCGGUGACCUGCACGGUGACCUCCAUAAAUCCAAGCAAGCCUUUAGACUCGCCGGCCUUAUCGACGCCUCCGACCGAUGGAUCGGCGGCAACGCCACCAUCGUCCAAGUUGGCGACGUCCUAGACCGCGGCAAUGAUGAGCUCAAGAUCCUCUACUUCCUGGAGAAGUUGAAGCGCGAGGCGUCGAAAUGCGGCGGGUCGAUUAUCAUUAUGAAUGGGAAUCACGAGAUCAUGAACAUUGAGGGUGAUUUCAGGUACGUAACUCAGUCCGGUCUUGAUGAGUUUAAGGUUUGGGCCGACUGGUUUCGUAUUGGGAAUUCGAUGAAGAGUCUAUGCGAUGGAUUGGAGAAGCCGAAGGAUAUCUUCGAGGGGAUUCCGCUGGUGUUUCGUGGAAUCAAGAAAGAAUUUCACGAUGGUUUCAGGGCUAGAAUUGCUGCAUUGCGUCCCCAGGGUCCGAUUUCUAGUAGGUUUUUGUCCGGUAAUGUUACUGUACUCGUUGUCGGUGAAUCGGUCUUUGUUCAUGGCGGGCUCCUCCAAAACCAUGUUUAUUACGGAUUGGAACGCAUAAAUGAAGAGGUUAGGGAUUGGAUUAAUGGCUUGAGAGGGAGAUUCUCGCCGAGUUUCAUGCGAGGGAGGGAUUCUGUUGUUUGGUUAAGGAGAUUCUCAGACGAAUUGGCUAAGAAUUGUGACUGUUCAACUCUUGAACACGUGCUUGCGACAAUCCCUGGUGCAAAGCGAAUGAUUAUGGGUCAUACGAUUCAAGGAUCAGGGAUUAAUGCUGUUUGUGAGAACCGAGCCAUACGGAUUGAUGUAGGCAUGUCAAAGGGAUGUAUUGAUGGGCUGCCUGAAGUUUUGGAGAUAAGUGGGAAUUCUGGAUUACGGGUCUUGACUUCGAAUCCAUUGUAUCAGAAAAGGUAUGAAUCUCAGCUUAAGGAGGAUCGGAAGGAAGGGCUUGGGUUGUUGCUCCAAGAACAUGGACCAAAUCAAAUUGAAGUGAAGGCUUAAGGUGUUUGAGACUUCAACCCAUGAAAUUCUUUAUUUGAAAAUCUGGAGAACGAAAAGUUCCUAUAAGAAUCAUUCUGAGGAUCACUUUGUGUGUAAUUCAUGAAAGUAGUUUGAACCAUUCAUACAAACAAUCGAUUUAGAGAAUCUAAUGUGUAUAUAAUUUGUUUACCGCACCAUUUGAGCAUUAAGGUGGUUAGAGUUGUGGGAAUUCUAAGUUUAAGAUUUGAACUUCAGUAUUCUUUUAGAAGAAAUCAAUUAGAUGUAGAUGGACAAGCUCCUGCAUGGUGCUUCAGAAAUGAGGAACUUGAAGAUGGAAAGAAAGGUGUCAGAAAUUUGAUGGUGAUGGGUAUCAGUUGCAGGGUUUUCUCCGUUCAUUGACACAGUUUCCACAUUAAUGGGUGGUGAAGCAGUGAAGGUUUGGUUGACAGAUAAUAUGCCUGUGUGAUAUUGCCCAUUUCUCCUUUCAAGCAGCUGCGUUUUCCUACCUCCUUUCUGUUCACCAUUUCAGUUGUUGUAGAAGCGGAUAUUCCAUCUUCCAUUGCUUAUCAUUAUUAUAUACCAUCAUUUUCUUAGUUUUAACUGUUUAUUGUAUGCACCAUAUUUAUAUAUGAUUUAAUGUUUUAAAUCUUUAACAGCA